Pelodiscus sinensis (Chinese soft-shelled turtle) is the source of this 6267-nucleotide messenger RNA. NCBI's taxonomy places the organism in Eukaryota, Metazoa, Chordata, Testudines, Trionychidae. The record is from RefSeq and is a predicted model, not a curated record.
CCAUUCCUUAUUUAUAAGCUGUUGAGAGCUAAGGGGCAGUAAGAGUGAGCCAUCUCUGCUGCACCGGUGCUGUGUUGCAUUUACACCUACAAAUGCCUUCUGUGAUAUAUGGUGGCUGCAUGCAGGCACUUACAUUCCUUUGGCUGCUUGUGUUAGCAGAAGCAGCUACCAGAACCUAUUAUGUUGGGAUUGUGGAGGAGAACUGGGACUAUGCACCAACUGGAAAGAAUUUGAUUACAGGACAAAGCCUCACAGAAGAUGAACAUGCAAGUGAGUUUGUGAAGAGAGGAGCCAACAGGAUAGGACGUAUUUACAAGAAAGCUGUUUACAAACAGUUCACAGAUGCCACCUACACGCAGGAGGUCCCCAAGCCAUCCUGGCUGGGGUUCCUGGGGCCAGUCAUGAAGGCUCAAGAGGAGGAUAUCUUUCUUGUUCACUUAAAGAACUUUGCUUCCCGUCCAUAUUCUCUGCAUCCACAUGGCCUCUUCUAUGACAAAGAUUCUGAAGGAGCCCUCUACCCAGAUGGAACAAGUGGCAAAAGCAAAGAAGAUGAUUUUGUUGUUCCUAAUGGAAAUUAUACAUAUACAUGGCCAGUGAAGAAAGAAUACGCCCCCACUAUGGCAGAUCCAACCUGCCUGACUUGGAUUUACCAUUCGCACAUUGAUACACCUCGAGAUAUCAGUUCUGGGUUAAUCGGACCGUUGCUGGUUUGUAAAAAAGGAAGUUUAGAUGAGUCCUUGAUACAAAGCACCGAUGCUGCUAAAGGCUUUGCCCUCAUGUACAGCACUGUAGAUGAAAAUCUCAGCUGGUACAUUGACGCAAAUAUAAAAGCUUUCUGUUCAGACCCAGCCACGGUUGACAAAGAGGAUGAAGGUUUCAAGAACAGCAAUAAGAUGCAUGCUAUUAAUGGUUACAUUUUUGGAAAUCUCCCCACUUUGGAGAUGUGUGCCGGUGAAUUCAUAUCUUGGUAUUUGAUUGGAAUGGGUAACGAGAUAGACAUCCACUCUGCAUAUUUCUAUGGUCAUACCAUCACUAACAAAGGCCAUAGGGCAGACACCGUCAACCUAUUUCCAGCGACCUUCAUUACAGUGGAAAUGAUUGCAGGGAAUAUUGGGAAGUGGCUGUUAACCUGUCAAGUUAGUGAACAUUUACAAGCUGGCAUGAAGGGACUGUAUCAUGUUCAGACCUGCCAUAAAAAUGUUUCUCAGCCUUUGUUGGCUGGUCAGGAAAGACGGUAUUUUAUUGCUGCUGAAGCUGUGCUAUGGGAUUACGGCCCUGAAGGCUAUGAUCAGUUCACGGGUCAGGCCCUGAAUACCACUGGCAGUGAGUCUGAACCAUUCUUUACACGAGGGAUUGAUAGAAUAGGAGGACGAUAUUGGAAAGUACAGUAUGUGGAAUAUACAGAUGAGAAGUUUACCAGAAAGAAGAAUCAAACUGAGAGUACAAUGCACCUUGGAAUACUUGGUCCAGUUAUCAAGGCUGAAGUGGGAGAUACUUUGUUAGUUACUUUUGCCAACAAAGCUGAGAAGAACUAUAGCAUUAUGCCACAUGGUGUGAUCUAUAGCAAGCAAUCUGAAGGAACACCAUACUUAGAUGGACAUUGGAAGCUGGGAGCAUAUGUUAAACCCUCUGAGACCUUCACAUACAAAUGGAGAGUGCCUGAAAAUGUAGGACCAACUGCUAGCGAUCCACAAUGCCUGACCUACCUGUACUAUUCAGCUGCUGAUCCAGUCAUGGACACCAAUUCUGGCCUUGUAGGACCUUUAAUCAUUUGUAGAAAGAACACUUUGAAUCAUGAUGGAACACAGAAAGGAAUAGACAAGGAAUUUUAUCUGCUCUUCACAGUCUUUGAUGAGAAUCUAAGCUGGUACCUUGACAAAAAUAUUGAUGUGUUUAUUGGGGACCCCUCAAAAGUAAACAAAGAAGAUGAGGAUUUCCAGGAAUCCAACAAAAUGCAUGCUGUAAAUGGCUACUUGUUUGGUAAUCUGCCAGGAUUGGUGAUGUGCAAGGAUGACAAAGUCUCUUGGCAUAUGAUUGGCCUAGGCACUUUCACGGACAUGCAUGGAGUUCAUUUCCAAGGAAACACCAUCCAUUUGAGCGGGAUGACAAGGGAUACUCUGGCUUUGUUUCCGCACUCAUCAGGGACAGCGCUCAUGCAGCCAGACCGUGUGGGCGUUUUUCAAGUGGUUUGCAGAACGUUUGAUCACUUUGUGGCAGGAAUGAAACAGCUGUAUGAAGUGAACAGCUGUAGCAGUGCAGCUCGCCCUGGGCAGCCCUAUGGAACCAUGAGAACAUAUUACAUUGCUGCAGAAGAAGUGGAAUGGGAUUAUGCACCUAAUAAGACCUGGGCUCUGAGUGGCAAAGAUGCAAGUUAUGGGGAAAUUUUUGUAAGCUCAGGUGAAGAUCGGAUAGGAUCAAAGUACGAGAAGGUGGUUUACAGAGAAUACACAAGUGGAGAAUUUACAGAGCACAAAGUGAGAUCAGCACAGGAGGAACACUUGGCAAUCUUAGGGCCCUUAAUCCAUGCAGAAGUUGGUGACUCCAUACUGGUUAUAUUUAAGAAUAAAGGUAUCAGGCCCUAUUCAAUAACUGCGCAUGGCAUAGAAGAAGUGGGCAGUGAAGAAAGACCUGGAACACUAAUCACUAUGCCAGGGGAAAUAAAUACAUACAGAUGGAAUGUCCCAGAAAGGUCAGGUCCAGGCACCUCUGAUCCAAACUGCAUCAGUUGGGUUUAUUAUUCAACAGUGAAUUUUGUCAAGGACACACACAGUGGUUUGAUUGGGCCGCUGGUAGUUUGCAGAAAAGGAAUACUAAAUGAAAAAGGUUUAAGGAAAGAUAUUGAUAGUGAAUUUGCUCUUCUGUUCCUGGUCUUUGAUGAAAACGAGUCCUGGUACUUGAAUGAAAAUAUUGAAAAGUAUCUUCAUAAGUUUCCUAAUUACUUUAAUUACACCGCGGACUUUCUGGAGAGUAACAUCAUGCACGCAAUUAAUGGGAAGGUCUAUGACAAUCUCCAGGGACUAACAAUGAAAGAAGGUGCAAACACAAACUGGUACUUGAUAGGAAUGGGAAAUGAAAUUGACAUCCACACAGUCCAUUUUCAUGGGGAGACAUUCAUCUUCAAGACAGAUAAGGAUCACAGAGCAGAUGUGUAUGACCUUUUCCCUGGGACAUUUCAAACAAUUGAACUCAGAGCAGAUAACCCUGGAACCUGGCUUCUGCACUGUCAUGUAGCUGACCACAUUCAUGGUGGCAUGGAGACAACUUUUACCAUCAGCAAAUCAGACAACACAGUUCCUUUAAAAGGAGGAGUAACCGCUACAGCAUAUGACACAAUUACUGUAAAACACAAGGCUCCUGUAAAGGAUGGUGAUCAAAAAGGAAUCAACUUCUUAGGCAAAACUCUGGGUGCAAGAGAAGCAAACUCAGUGCUCAUAGCACUUUUUUCCAUUGGCCUUGUUCUUCUGAUCACAAUAUUAAUCUUCAUCAUCCUCAUCACUUUCCAGAGAAAAAGGGUAUAUUACAGGACUGUGCAACCUAAGUGUGCACUCCCAACCGAUUCCCUAUAAAUCUGUAUUUUGAGGACCAUUUAUAGAGCUGUGUUGGAUUUCAUUGUAUAUUGUUGGUAUAAAUAAGGCAAGAUACAUGUUUGUGAGAGCCCAAUCCUGCAGCCAUGAAGCCACGUAUGACAUGGGCUGCAUGUUUAAGCCCUGGUGACCAUAUCCUGCUUGUCUGUGCAGGCUGAUUCUACUCUAUGGAAGUCAGUGUGAGUUGAAUUCAAUGGGAGCCAUCUCAGACGUCCAUUCAAAUGGUCCCACUGAUGCCAAUGUGGCUGCUCACUUGAGUUAGGCAAGCAAGAUUUGACUCUGACAUAUGAAAAAAUGUAUUAGGCUUCUGAUUCUUUUGAUGCUGUAAAAUGUAGUCAAUCAAUAUUAUUUUGAAUUUGACUUGGAUUGUGACUGGAGCCAUGUGAAACUUAGCAGGGGAUUGUGCAAGCCUGUUCUCCUGUUUCAGUUCAUGUUUAAUUAUGAUGGUGAUUCUUGUUCAAAUAAACAGUAAAACAUAUUGAGAAACCUGAUCAAACUUACAACAAAGCCCAGGCUUUUCUUUUUAUGCAAACUCGUAUUGGCCGUAGAUUCCCUCAAAAGAUUGACAAGCCUCAGUGAACAUGUUGACCCAGAUGGAUUAACUUUCUAGGGCUCACAAGGCUUCCCCUGGAGUUAAUAUGAACAGGAAGUGGGACCUGAUCGUUGAAGGCAAUGUAAAAACUCUUAUUGGCUUCAGUGACUUUGGAUCAGGUCAUGACCCUGAUUCUUAAUGAACCCAAAACAAGUAACAAGAGUUUUGUGUGGUUUCUGUUUCACACAGCUCUAAUGGUGAAUCACUUUCAAAUAAGUAUACAAACAUAUUGGCUUUAAAGAGAUUUUAACAGAAUCUUGUGCUUAAAAAGUAAUACACAGGACCAAAUUAUGCCCUCGAGUUCAGUACAUCAUCUUAGUGUUUCCAGUGAGUGCAAUGUUUGCAUGGGUGUUUAUGAAGGCAAAAUUUGGCCCAUAAUCCCUGUGAUACAAUAGUUAUGUAAUGGGAUCUCCAUUGGGUAAUGCUAUAUUAAGCUAUUUUCAGUGUGCCAGAUUUUGAAAGUGCUUGUUCAAAUCUAGAACAUUUGAGUCAUUGCAGCUACCCCCUAAUGACAAAAACAGAAUCUGGCCCACUGAACCUAUCAAAGGUUAAGAGGGCUUUUUCUUUUCCCAUUAAGAAAAGAAAAAGCUGUGUUUUGGGGUUGGUGGCCUUGGGUUACUAAAAAGAAAGUAGUCUGGUUUUGUAACUAUUGCUUAUUGUGGGCCUGAUUCUGUGAUGCUUACUUACACUUGUAGUAGCUUAAUCCCUGAUUUUUCAAUGAGACUAUUCAGGAAGUCAAGUACUUAAUGUAGGAGUGAUAGAAUCAGGCAGGUCUAAUAUAUAAUGAUACCCAUGGGUGACUGGUGAGGGAGGACCUGGAGAGCCACCAUCCACAUGACCGGCCCCUCAGACCAUGUGACAACCUGGGACAACCUCACUUCCAUCCCAAGCCCCACCUUUCCCUGCUCCUGCUCUGCCUGCUUCUCAUACCUGCCCUGCCUCUAUGCAGCCUGAGAUACUAUGGGGGGGUCCCCCCUCACUCACUGGCAGAGGCGGGGGAAGUGGACUAAUGUGGCCCCAGCUCGUUGUGCUCCCCAGGCCGCAUCACUCCAUUUCCUGCCAGCGAGUGCAGAGACAGUCCCACCUCUCCCCCAAGAAACACAGCCAGCGGAGCAGUGAAAGCUGCGGCUGCAUUGUUCCACUUUCAUCGCCACUGCUGGUGGUGAGUGUGGGGGGGGGGGAAGACCCCUGCUACUGAUGUGAGCCUCCCCCCCCCCCUUCUCAUAUUCUUGGACACCCAGGGAAUCUGUCCCCGGUGGCUGCUUGCUGACCCCUUGCAACUCCUGCCCAUGGCUUUAGGAAUGCGCAUGCCCCUUUGUGCUCUCUGUGCAAUGCCCUGGUGAUACUUGAAUGUUUACAGCUCAUUUCUGAAUGAGCUAUUGUUUAUUCCUGCCACACAGAUGUUCAUGUCACCUACAACAUUGGUGGAUGAACUACAGAACUAAAGCAACCUUUCAGUUAUGAAUAGUUUAUCUGAGUUUUUUUUACAAUGUAAAUUCAAGUUGGUGCACAAUGUCAUUUUUUUUCUCUUCUGUAUUUAAAAAUAUGCUGCAUCCUUGUAGGGAACUUUACUGACAAUCACUUUGAAUGUAGGUUAGUGGUGUUCUGGAUUAAUGCCCAAAUCACCAACAGAUAAAAGGUGUUAAAACAAAAUCCUUGAGGUGCAGCUGUUUCUUGUUGUUUCUUUGGUCCUUUUGUUUCCUUCCAGUUUUUAAAAAAGCAAACAAAAAUUCUAGAUAAAAGGCCUGAUCUUGCAACCUUUACUCAUUUAAAAUAUUCUUUGAGAACAUCAACUUGUGUGAGCUAGAGUGACAGGACUGGGCUCAAAAUUAGGGUAGCAAUUACACUGUACCACAAGCACUCCUUCAAUCAUUACUUUUAAAGCUUCCUUUAUACUGGCUAAGUGUAAUACCAUUCGGGGGAACCACAGACAUUCUAAAGACUAGUUUCUUUCCAACAUGUAACCACUAGCAUUGAGGUCUGCUGUUCUUUGUUAAAUACUGUCCAGAAUGCUUGCAUACCAUAUACAAAGAGAGUUACAGCUUUCACCCAUGAUGCAACAUAAAUAAAGCAAUAUUGUUUAAGUAUUUC